This is a messenger RNA of Dothidotthia symphoricarpi CBS 119687, 1545 nucleotides long. RefSeq lists its product as uncharacterized. Lineage: Eukaryota; Fungi; Ascomycota; Dothideomycetes; Pleosporales; Dothidotthiaceae. The transcript has 2 exons. The coding region runs from base 1 to 1545 and encodes 514 amino acids. The record is from RefSeq and is a predicted model, not a curated record.
AUGGACUUCAAGUUCAAUCUGGCUGGAUUCCAUCACAGGAAAAAGGAGGGAAAUACCAAGAAGCAGCGAUGGUUGAAGAAGGGGAACGCAGAUUCCACAUCGCCUCGAACAGCGGGUAUCGCAAAGACAAAGUCUUUGUCGAGCGUGGGCGUACCGAAUGUCGGACCGCAGUUCUGGGAGGAAGAAGGCCUCCGAAUCCCGCUAUACAAAGGCGGUAGGAAGAGAAUAUGUGCUUCUGUAUCGGCAAGUCUCCGCAACAAAAAAGUGGAAGAGCUGCUGGAAAUUGUGGAAGAUUACGCAGGUGCAAACAAGCGACAGCAGAUGGACGGCGGAAAGCAGACAAAGGCAUAUAUCGCAGACUGGAUCGAGUCAAAGGAGACACUUGCCCUUGGAAGGAACCGACACAGCAAGCUUCCACCGAACGUACAGAGAGCUAGACUUAGACGUGAAGAUGAUGUCGCACCAGCUCCGAAGCCGGUUACUACAGUCUCUCUCGCAAACACCAAGAAGAAAACGGAAGUAACAUCGUCGAAGAAGCAAUCCCUCCAGGUGCAUACAAAGCAGGAUACAGUCCGUAUAUCAAAGAUUCAAGCGGAAAGUAAGCAGACCAUCGCAGUUGCACGGCCCGAUGAGACGCAAGAUAUGCACUCGAACGAAACGAUACCUAAAGACCAAGGACAUGAUUUCCAAGCAAGCACAUUGCCGAUUGAUUCCGGCAUAUUGAAUGAGUCUCUAAGUGAUGUGGAAAGAUCAAACAAGCGCAAGCAUGGCAACACACAUGAGCCAACGCUUCUCCAGCAAACGGCGAAGAAACAGAGAACUCAUGACUCCACUGGAGAAGUGUCUGAAGCGAAAUCCACGAUCUCGAAACCCGACAAUACGCAGUAUCCGCUUCAAGAUCAUACCGUGCAUUUCCAGGAUCCUGUAGCACAGCGGCGUGAGCAAAAAGAAGCGACUUUAGUUAACACUAUCAACAAGAUGAACGAGGAAGCUUCCAAACUUGCAAGACGCCAGGCCUUCAUGAACGAUGUCGGUCUUGAUCCGACCCAGCUCGAUCGGUCCACGGUAAUCGUUCCCGGAAAAUACAAGGACACAGUCCUCACCGUCACAUCGAACGCCGAAAGUGGCUACACGAUUAUCCAUGAUACACAAAUAUCGCACAGUUGUAACAAGCUCAACAUGGAAGACGCAUCGCCAGUAAAGCAUCAAGAACCAUCGUUUUUGAAACCCGGAAGACAUGGUCGACAUGGCGAUUUCGACGACGACGAAGACCGUUUUACCGGCAGAGGGCACCAGAUGACUCCCGAAGACGAAGUAGAAUACCACAACUACCUACAGUUUCGUGGAGAUUUCCUCGAUAUGUAUCCCACAUAUCCGAGGUUGGCAGAAGGAAACAAUGCAAAUUCUGACCUUUCCAAUCGGUGGAACGAUAACGAGGUUUGGUACCGGAGGUUUAGGGAGAAGUAUUCGGGUUUGGCGCCUGCGCACCUGUGGGAUUGUGGGUGCGAGAAGAUCGGUGACGGAAGUGAGAGUGAGGCAGAGUAG